CCGCCGCGGCCCAUAUAGGGGCGGCCCGGGGCCGGUCGGCACUCGUGGCGGACGGGACUGCGGGCUGUUCCCUUCCCUUCGGCGGCUGCUGUCCCAGGCUGACGCAGGCUGUUCCGGAGAGGAGCCGUUUCUCCUCGUCGCGCCGCUGCCAUGGCCUCUGUGCCCUCCGCCGGCUGCCUCCUGGCUAAGAACCAGUACUACAGAACAAGACAGAACUCGGAAUCCAGUGUUUCUUCCAGCUCCUCCUGCUGCUCGGAUGCUGUGAACGUUACAGACCAGGACAAAUCGUUUCAUGGGUUACCUGAGUUAAUUGAUAAAUGUUGGUGGAUAAAAAGCUUUUUCCAUAGUGAACCCUCUCCACCAGCUGUUGGCAGAAAAACACUAUCAGCAAGCAGCACCAACAGUUGAAGAUGACAGCAUGCUGACUUUACUGACUGAGAUGCUACCUACAGACUUGUUUUUCCAAGAGGCUUGGAACCUUCCUAAUAUCUGGGCUCAGCUGCACGAAGAAAACAAAACCUUCUGGAGAGCGGAAAAGUGUGUUUUCAAAAUAUGUCAGUAGCUUAAACGAUACCACUUACUGGACAGGUCCAUGGCCUGCCUUGUUCAUUACAGAGUUGCUGUAAUUUGAGAUGUCUCUCUAAUGGAAGUUACCAGGAUUAAAGAUCUUGAUGACUUACUUGGAUAGUUAAAGAAAAAUUACAGUCAAAGUAAGAUAUUAUAGGUUUAGGAGAAGCAUGUGUAUUGAAUGACUUUACAUUAGGUGAUACUGUUAAGUUUUACCUCUAAGAUAUCAGCUCUAUAGGCAAUCACAGUCAUGUAAACAAGAUUCAGAUAUAUAGUCCAGAGUAGGACUGCUAUAUGGUACAUGUUUUCCAUCAAGUGUUUGUGUACCAGUUACGGGGAGUAAGUUUACAACAAUGUGUGUUACUAGCUUUGCUUUUAGGAAGCCUAAUUACAUGAAGAAGCAGUAAUUAGUUUGGUCUCCUUGUCUGAACAGGGUGCAUAGAUCUGAACCUCAAAUACCAAGGUAGACUUCUAAUCACGUCUAUGUUUGUUGGUAUUUGAGAAGAGAAUAGAAGUUAGAGACAAGAAAGUAGUAAUCGGACACUGACAUCUUGCAAGCACAAGAAUAACUUUAAUCAGAGUUGAUACUCCUAGCCCUGUUUUACAUUACUGUCACUUGCUCUGCUGUUGCUUAAAGAGCUACUUGUCCUCAAGUGACUAAUCCUAUCAGUCUUCACUGUUGUCUGUCAGCUUAGUUAUGUGCUAGAUCUGGCAAAGUGUUCAACUCGAAGUAAUAACAUUAAUGUUAUUAAUCAAGUCAACCUUUUUAAUAAUUCGUGCUCUUGAACAUGGCUUCAUUUGGUUUUCAGCAUUGCAGAGCUGUACAUCAGGUUGCUUAUUGUACUGAAAUGUCUGAAAUGCAUCAGAGGUCGUUGAAAAUAAUAAGUAUUUGGCUAGAUUAUGUAAUUUCUGUGAAUUAUCUAUGCAACUUUUUCAUGUCCUGUCACUAAACCUACCUGAUCUUUGUCUAUCACUGGAUGAAUUAACAAUAGCAAACAUUGUAGCCAACAUUUUUUAUUAUAGGUUAAUGGCUCUCAUUAUGUAACUCCGAAGCAUAUCAAGUGCCUGCUUCAGGAAGCUUAGUUUUGGUGGAGACAAUAAAUACACAUGACAACAGAAAAGAUCACAAUUCUGAAAACAUGGUUUCGGGAGAUUUUAAAUCAACACGUGACUCUGCUGUUGUGUAGUUACUUCUCUGUCCUUUCUCUUAAGUGUACAGAAUAAAAUAUUCUGGUCUUUUGUACUAAGAUUUUUUUAUUAAUAAAGACAAUAUUUUGACUGA
Apus apus (common swift) is the source of this 1849-nucleotide messenger RNA. It is a transcript of the gene PPDPFL, whose product is annotated as pancreatic progenitor cell differentiation and proliferation factor like. Gene Ontology annotation, biological process: multicellular organism development; cell differentiation. The coding region runs from base 151 to 408 and encodes 85 amino acids. The transcript has 5 exons. The record is from RefSeq and is a predicted model, not a curated record. Lineage: Eukaryota; Metazoa; Chordata; Aves; Apodiformes; Apodidae.